Molecule: messenger RNA, 2367 nt
Organism: Lasiodiplodia theobromae
Lineage: Eukaryota; Fungi; Ascomycota; Dothideomycetes; Botryosphaeriales; Botryosphaeriaceae
Product: Osomolarity two-component response regulator ssk1
Exons: 2
Coding region: 1-2367 (788 amino acids)
Biological process (GO): osmosensory signaling via phosphorelay pathway
Cellular component (GO): Mcs4 RR-MAPKKK complex
Molecular function (GO): phosphorelay response regulator activity; protein kinase activator activity
Source: RefSeq, a predicted model, not a curated record
AUGCUCUGCGCCGGCCACGACCACGAUUCGGAAUCGUGGUGGAAGAUGCCCUUCCGACUGCGGCUCGAGAGCGCCCGCUCCAAGCUGCUGGGCAGCCGCCGGAGCUCCACGGCCUCCGUCGCAUCCUCGGCCAUGGGCGCGGGCUCAGAGCUAUCGCAGCCUUCGUCCCCACUGCCCCGGCCACCUCGCACCCGUUCGUCGGGCACGCACAGCGUGCGAACCCCCCCGCCGCUCUCUACCUUGAGCAAAGACUCGCUGCCAGAGCCGCUGGAGCCGGAGAAACCGUCUCACUUGCGCGCUGAUCAACACCAAUCGCGGGACCGGCCGUCUGAAACGAUCGCCGACCGGUCCGAGAGCUUAACCUCAAAGGAUCUGCAGCAGCAAGCCCAGCAACCACCUGCACCAUCGCCGCCGCUGCCCACCCUCGCGCUCGAGGAGCCCUCGCCCGUCCCCGACGCGCCGCCCACCCAACUGGGCCUCACGCUCCCCGGCGCCCUCAGCGCUCCCGACCUCCACGACGAGUCCGACGAGGCCCUGCACCCGCUGCCCACGCCCGAGGCUCUGCAGUCGCCCCGGCAGCAACGCCCGCUCGCCAUCCGCCGCCAGUCGCUAGUCCACAACUCGAAUGCCCGAGUCAUCAAGACCCUGCUCGACUCGCAGCGGACCCGUCCCUCGACCGCCAACAGCCAGGAGGACUACUUCUCGCUCAACGCCGGCAUGCUUCACCGCAAGAUCUGGGUCAAGCGCCCCGGCGCCUCGGCCACCCUGGUCCAGAUCAGGGAAGACGACCUGGUCGACGAUGUGCGCGACAUGAUCCUGAAAAAGUACGCGAAUUCGCUGGGCCGCAGCUACGACUCGCCCGACGUCUACCUGCGCAUCGUCUCGCGCGAUCCCGCCGCCCGCCCUGCCGAGAGGACACUUGGUCCCGAGGAGGAGAUGUGUCGCACCUUGGACGAAUACUUCCCCGGCGGCCAGACGGUUGAUGAGGCUCUGAUAAUCGAUGUGCCUCAGCGGCGCACGCCAAAGCCGUCGCCGCGCGUCCCCCUGCCGCCGCAUGUCGCCCACUACUAUGGCGAGACCCGCCCGGCCGAAACAGACGCCGACUACUUCCCGCCCAUGCCCGCUCUCGGCGCGCCUUCUCCCGCUUCAUUGACGUCGCUGUCCCACGACAGUCGCCAAUCGCACCCCCACCAAGACGUUCGGUCAAUUGCAGUCCUUACCACAGGUCAGGUACCUCCGCUCCCCUCGCCCGGUGCCACGCGCCAAAGAUCGCAUCGUCCGAGGCCUCACCGGAACCUCACCUCCUCUCCCACCCAGAGCACGCAUCCGCCUACCUCUACCUCGACCUCGCAGCACCUCUCCCGGCCGAACCGUGGACGCCUCGACUCCGGCGCAUCCGACACAAAACAUGCCGUCCAGGCAGCUGCGCCGCCCCCGCCGACGCCCCCCGCGCCUGAAGCCGUGCCUGCUCCAACAAAAACCUCGACACCGCCUACGCCAAGGGUCCAGUCACCUGAUCCCCGGAAGCCGAAAAAGAAGAAGAACAAGGAGACAAACGCAGACGCACCGAGCUUGCCUUCGGGUCUACUUGACGGCUCCGUUCCUCCUAUCAAUGUUCUGAUUGUCGAAGACAAUAUCAUCAACUUGAAACUGCUGGAGGCAUUCAUGAAACGUCUGAAGGUCCGAUGGCAAACGGCCAUGAACGGUAGAGAUGCCGUCACAAAGUGGCGCGCAGGAGGAUUUCACUUGGUUCUGAUGGACAUUCAACUUCCCAUCAUGAGCGGAUUGGAGGCAACGAAAGAGAUCAGGCGCCUUGAGAGGGUGAAUAACAUUGGUGUCUUCAGCAACAGCAGCGCCAGUAGCACAGCGCCGGUACUACCAAAAGACAGAUCCAGUACCAACGGAGAGCCAAAGGAGAAUGACAAGCUCGGCGACGGCAUCAUCUUCAAGAGCCCUGUCAUCAUUGUCGCCCUCACUGCCAGUUCCCUUCAGAGUGAUAGGCACGAAGCCCUUGCCGCAGGUUGCAACGAUUUCUUGACCAAGCCUGUCAACUUUGUUUGGCUGGAGCGCAAGGUGAAAGAAUGGGGAUGCAUGCAAGCUCUCAUCGAUUACGACGGCUGGCGGAAGUGGAAAACAUUUACGAACGAGGUACCUCCCGAGGCGAACAAACUCAAGGCGGGCAAAAAGAAGACCAACCGGGCCUCGAUGUCGAAACCUCCAGGGGCUCUUGCUGCGCUUGUUGCUCCCAGCCCUGAACAACAAGCGUUGGCGCAAGCCGUGCAAGCUCCCGCUACAGACGCAGUGGUGGAUGGCGCGGUGGAGAUCGAGGAUAUUCCACCUCCAGUUGACCUGGCCGACGAAAGUUGA